UCUUUUUUUUUUUCAAUGUUCUCGAGUGUUCUUUAUUUAAAAUCAGGAGAAAAGACUAAUCAGGACAAAUGGCUCUAAUCGGAGGCGGCUUUUCAAACAACGUAAACAAGCUGUUCAACGAUCCGGAACUUUCCGACGUGGCAAUCGUGCUGGACAACGAUGAUGGACAAGACACGACCGGCGAGACCAAAACAUUCCACGGUCAUCGGGUGAUUCUAGCCACCAUGUCGGACUACUUCCGGUCGAUGCUGUUUGGAUCGUUCGUGGAGGCAACCAAGAAGGAGAUCCGGCUGCCGGGCGUUCCGUACUCGACAUUUGUGAAAGUAAUGGAGUUUGUGUAUCUUGGGAAAACCUUUCCGAGUGCUGGAACAUUGGAGGAGGUAAUGGAGUUUUACUCGCUGGUUCGAAUGUUGCUGAUGGAUUCAAAGAUGAACUUGUACUUUGAGAAAUGGAUGAUCAGACAAAUUGAGACGAACGAGUCGUUGAAGAAUGAAAUUUUGAAGGUCUUCGCCUUGGCCUUCGAGUGGGACAUGCUUGCGUUGAAGACCAAAUGCAACUCAAACAUUUGCGAAAUCGCAAACGAGUACCUUGCAGAAAUUGCGUUUGUGGAACUGCCUCUGGAAGCUGUUCGGAUGCUGUUGGGCUCUUCCCCCAUCAGCUGCACCCGAGUCGAACUGAAACGAGCGAUCCAGGCCUGGAUUAGCCACCAUGAGAGUGGAAUCGCCGCCGAUGUGGCACACGAACUGAACACGAAAGUUGCCAAGUUUGGGAAGCUUUGCCACGAUUUCAAUGUGCUUUCACUUUGCCGGAAGAAGAACCAGCUGAAGCCGGAGAACGUGCAAUCGCUUCCGGAGCGCCCAGAAGUGAUGGAAGCUAUGCUCGAGACUACCCACGAGUAUUCGUACACUUCUGAAAUGACCAUCCUCAAGUGCAUUGCUUUGAGAGGAAUCAAGAUCUGCUUGGGCGCGAACCAGCAAUUUGGGCCGCAGUACGGACGAAUCAAAUCGGAGCUUGAGUUGUGUUUCAAAAUACAAUGGGAUUAUGACAAUUAUCAGCGGAAUCUAACUGUUCUCUACGACUUUACCCAGCACGAGCAACAAUCGGUAACGAUCUUUUUCCCGGAAAUUGCAUGCUGUAGAGAGACCCAGGUGGUUUUCAAUUUUAGUUGGAAAGGCUCCGGGGUGCAGCCACUUCUGCACAAUUAUGGUUAUGCGAGAAUUAACCGAAAGAUUGAAACCUUUUCCACCUACGUGACUCACAUCAUCUACCUGAACCAAGACUUUGAAUCUGACGGCCGUUGUCCGGAGUGUCCCGUGCCGGACGAUUACGACUCAUACUAUUCUACGUCGACCUAUCACGACAGCAUUGAAGAAGAAAUGGAUACUGAGCAGUCCGAGGAUGCCGACGACGAGUGAUGAAGACUAGACUUAAAACUUGUACUGUUUUAUCUUUUGAAUAAAAUCGUUGAAAAC
Molecule: messenger RNA, 1472 nt
Organism: Culex quinquefasciatus (southern house mosquito)
Lineage: Eukaryota; Metazoa; Arthropoda; Insecta; Diptera; Culicidae
Product: kelch-like protein 13
Exons: 2
Coding region: 69-1415 (448 amino acids)
Molecular function (GO): protein binding
Source: RefSeq, a predicted model, not a curated record